AUGGAUUCGCUCGACGAUGAACUCCCUCCCGAUCUCGUUGAUACGAGUAAUUCUCUCGCCGAAGAUGAAAAGCCAAUCAAGGUGCCAAUAACUAUAGUCACUGGCUAUCUUGGUGCGGGAAAGACCACUUUGCUCAAUUAUAUCCUCACGGCGGAGCAUGGCAAGAAAAUUGCGGUUAUUAUGAAUGCACUGGAUAUUGAAAAGUCGCUCACUGUUAACAAGGACGGCGAGUCCGUCGAGGAAUGGAUGGAAGUUGGCAAUGGCUGUAUCUGUUGUUCAGUCAAAGAUACUGGUGUGGCCGCCAUCGAGUCUUUGAUGGAAAAGAAGGGCAAGUUUGACUACAUAUUGUUGGAGACGACUGGGUUAGCAGAUCCCGGCAACCUCGCUCCUCUUUUCUGGGUCGAUGAGGGUCUCAGCAGCACCAUCUACCUGGACGGCAUUGUCACCUUGGUUGAUGCCAAAAACAUACUCCGCAGCUUGGAUGACCCAUCUGGGAAAGUCGAAGGCCAUGAAGAAAGCGACGCUCACGGGCCGGUCAUGACGACUGCGCACGUGCAGAUAUCGCAUGCCGACGUUAUCGUCAUCAACAAGUCCGAUCUGGUGUCCGAGGAGGAGCUAGAAACCGUCAAGGCCAGGAUACAAUCCAUCAAUGGUCUUGCCAAGCUGCAUAUUACAAAGCAGAGCAUCGUUCCCAAGCUCGAGGGUUUCUUGCUUGACCUGCACGCCUACGACAGCGUAGAAGGCCUGGAUUCGGCUUCUGCGAAAGGCCACAGCCAUCUAGACCCGACGAUAUCGACGCUGUCCAUACCGAUAACCACGCUUGAACCCAGUCAAGUGAGCAAGGUAGACGGGUGGUUAAGGUCUAUCCUCUGGGAUAACAAAUUACCCGGUGAGGAAGCUCAAGGCAAGACGCCAUUCGAGAUACAUCGUGUGAAAGGCCGGCUGGAACUCUCAAAUGGAGAGAUCAAACUGAUACAGGGUGUACGAGAACUUUUUGAGAUAUUUGACGGGCCUCGGGAAGCGGCAGAGUCGCAUGGUGGCAAGGUAAUCCUGAUUGGCAGGCACUUGCAGCAGUUUGAUUUUCCCGAAAGCCUGAGGGCGUCUCUUAGCUAA
Molecule: messenger RNA, 1113 nt
Organism: Pyricularia pennisetigena
Lineage: Eukaryota; Fungi; Ascomycota; Sordariomycetes; Magnaporthales; Pyriculariaceae
Exons: 5
Coding region: 1-1113 (370 amino acids)
Cellular component (GO): cytoplasm
Source: RefSeq, a predicted model, not a curated record